Colletotrichum costaricense is the source of this 1023-nucleotide messenger RNA. RefSeq names its product carbon-nitrogen hydrolase. Gene Ontology annotation, molecular function: catalytic activity. The transcript has 7 exons. Lineage: Eukaryota; Fungi; Ascomycota; Sordariomycetes; Glomerellales; Glomerellaceae. Bases 1 to 1023 code for a protein of 340 amino acids. The record is from RefSeq and is a predicted model, not a curated record.
AUGGUAUCCACUCGUCCUAUUGUCAAGGUUGCGGCUGUCCAGGCCGCACCUGUUUCCUUUGAUCUGGAAACGAGUCUGCAGAAGCUGAGUAAGCUUACAGAGGAAGCUGCCCAAGCUGGUGCAGACUUGGUUGUAUUCCCUGAAGGGUUCUUGUCUGCGUAUCCAUGGAGAUACGCGUUUGACGCAACGAUUGGUGCCCGAGAGCCGCGAGGACGCGAGUGGUAUGCCAAGUACGUUGAUUCGGCCGUCGAGGUUCCCUCUCCCGCCUUCGAUAGGCUUUGUGAAACAGCCAAGGCAAACGACGUCCUCCUUCAUGUGGGAAUUAUUGAAAAGGCAGGCGGUACGCUGUACUGCACUGCUUUGCUUCUAGACCGGGAGGGGAAGCUGGUGUAUAAGCAUCGCAAGGUGACACAGCCGAUCCAUCAAGCCAUGUUCGAGACUAACAAGCUUAAGCUCAUUCCAACGGCCGCUGAGAGACUUGUUUGGGGUCGAGGCGCCGGAGAUGGCCUAUUAGUCAAGCCAACGGAUGUUGGCAGAGUCGGAAGCUUGAUCUGCUGGGAGAAUUACAUGCCGGCGGCUCGUAUGGCGAUGUACCAGCAAGGCAUCGAGAUUUACGUGGCGCCCCACGCCGAUGAUUUGGCCACCUGGACAGCAUCGAUGCAGCAUAUUGCGAAGGAAGGGCGAUGCUUUGUAGUGUCUGUCAACUCGUUCUGCAAAGUAUCGGACUUCCCGCCUGACUACCCGCCUUUUACGGCCGAACACCCCGAUCGGAGGCCGGACGGAGCACAAUGGGAGGCGGAUGAUAUUCUCAACCACGGUGGCUCAUGCAUCGUCGGGCCGCUGGGCACAUUUCUUGCCGAGCCGGUGUGGGACAAGGAAGAGAUUGUCUAUGCCAGCCUCCGAAUGGCAGACAUCACGGAGUCCAAGCUGGACUUUGACCCCAUCGGCAGCUACUCCCGGCCCGACAUCUUUUCAUUGACGGUCAACACCAAGCCGGCCGACAACGUCGUAUUCACCAGCUGA